Messenger RNA from Bombus pascuorum, 1774 nucleotides. RefSeq names its product mitochondrial 2-oxoglutarate/malate carrier protein-like. NCBI's taxonomy places the organism in Eukaryota, Metazoa, Arthropoda, Insecta, Hymenoptera, Apidae. The transcript has 6 exons. Gene Ontology annotation, molecular function: oxaloacetate transmembrane transporter activity; sulfate transmembrane transporter activity; malate transmembrane transporter activity. Bases 241 to 1122 code for a protein of 293 amino acids. The record is from RefSeq and is a predicted model, not a curated record. Gene Ontology annotation, biological process: thiosulfate transport; oxaloacetate transport; succinate transmembrane transport.
GAUAAUUCAGUAUGGGCUGGUAUGGGAAAGGGUAAGCGAAGGAUGAAAUUUCUCGGAAAUUUGAUAAUCUUCCAUUUAGAUCAUUUUAGUGCUCUCAACAAGUCUAUAUCGAACCGGUGCUUACUUUUCUGCUUUUAAAAUUUUGUAAAUAUCACGUUUGUUUCUACAACAUUUUAGGCAACAUCUAAAUUAAAAAUUACCUUUUAAUUGUCAAUAUAAGUGUCAUACAAUAUUGUUAAAAUGAGUAAUCAAAAGACAGUGCCAACUUCAAUAAACUUCCUUUUUGGGGGAACAGCAGGAAUGGCUGCAACAUGUGUUGUUCAACCAUUAGAUUUAAUAAAAAAUCGAAUGCAACUAAGUGGUACUAAGACAUCAACGAUAAAUGUAAUAUCUUCAAUCUUAAAAAAUGAAGGUGCUGUAGCUUUAUAUGCAGGCUUAUCUGCUGGUUUAUUGCGUCAAGCUUCAUAUACAACUACAAGACUUGGUACAUAUGAAUGGCUGUCACAAUUAAUUUCAAAAGACAGCCAACCAAAUUUUAUAAUGAAAGUAUUGAUAGGUUGUACUGCUGGUUGUGUAGCAGCAUUUGUCGGUACUCCAGCUGAAAUUGCUUUAAUUAGAAUGACUGCCGAUGGUAGACUACCUAUUGCUGAGAGACGCAAUUAUAAAAAUGCAUUUAAUGCAUUAGUUCGAAUAGUCAAAGAGGAGGGAUUUUUAGCAUUGUGGAGAGGUACUGUUCCAACAAUGGGAAGGGCUAUGGUUGUAAAUGCAGCUCAAUUGGCAUCAUAUUCUCAAUCUAAAGAAAUGUUACUUAACACUGGAUAUUUUGAAAACAAUAUUACACUACAUUUUGUAAGUUCUAUGAUAUCAGGUUUAGUAACUACCACUGCCUCUAUGCCAGUUGAUAUUGCUAAAACAAGGAUUCAAAAUAUGAAAAUUGUGGAUGGUAAACCAGAAUUUAAAGGUGCAGUAGAUGUUAUAAUUCAGGUGUGCCGAAAUGAAGGAAUAUUUUCAUUGUGGAAAGGUUUCUUUCCUUAUUAUGCUCGUCUAGGUCCACAUACUGUCUUGACAUUUGUUUUUGUAGAACAAAUGCGUGAUUUUUACAGAACAUAUGGUGCACUUUAAUACACAAGCAUGCAGUGAAUUAUCAAACUGUCUAAGCAGCAUUUUUUCCCUUGUUUCGUUUUAUAUUUAACCUUUUUCAAGUUAUAUGCUUAGACUGAAUGUUCACUCUUUCAAUAUAGCUUUUGUUUGUGUAUUAAUAUUUGAUAGAUAUUAUACAUGUAUCUCGUACAUAAUGCACGCACAAUAAUUAUUAAUUUUAUAUUUUAAAUGUUGAAUACCUUGAUAACUCAUGCAAACCUCAGCUUAAAGUCCAUCAAAGAUUAGGUUACAGUACAUACAUACGUAACAAAUCAUACACCUGUUUACGUCGAUAAAUAAAUCUUCUUAUUACUUUACGAAAACAAUACAUUCUACUAACAUUCUUGGCAGAUAAAGUAUCGUUUUGUAUGAUUUUUAUUUUUUUAAUUGUUAUUAUUAUAAAAACUGUAUAUUUUAUGAUUUUAUAUCUACACAUAUGUAUAAAAACUUAAUAUUACAAAAUUAUAAAUUAUUUGUCUACAAUAAAUAUCAUUUCAUAAAAUUUGAAACUACGAAUGAGACAUUGGGAUGUAUAAAUAUUAAGUAACGAGUAUAUAGUUACUAUCAGUUUUACAUGUAUAUAUAUAUACUACUUAAAUUGUAUAUAUAAUUGUUUAAUAAACAAAAAAUGUUA